Molecule: messenger RNA, 1170 nt
Organism: Scaptodrosophila lebanonensis
Lineage: Eukaryota; Metazoa; Arthropoda; Insecta; Diptera; Drosophilidae
Product: band 7 protein AGAP004871-like
Exons: 3
Cellular component (GO): plasma membrane
Source: RefSeq, a predicted model, not a curated record
AUGCAUCCAGCCUCGCCGCAUAUGCAUCGCACAAGGAUUAAUAUAAAUGCGCCCGCUGCGGCCCAACCGCCAGAGCCUUUCCAGCUAACGGAUCUGCGUAGUGCCCAGCAACAUCAUCAUCAUCAGCAGCAACAGCAGCAGCAGCAGCAGCAACAACAACAACAACAUACCUCAACCACAUAUCAGGGCCUGAAAACAUCUGAAAACGAUGACAUGGGCUGUGUGGAGAUCUUGGCCACUGCCAUAUCAGUGCUCAUUAUGGUGCUGACGUUCCCCAUCUCAGUGUUCAUCUGCUUUAAAGUCGUCUCUGAAUACGAACGUGCCGUCAUCUUUCGAAUGGGUCGCCUGCGUAGCGGCGGGGCCCGAGGUCCGGGCGUUUUUUUCGUACUGCCCUGCGUGGAUGACUAUUGUAAGGUGGACCUGCGCACCGUCUCCUUCGAUGUGCCGCCACAGGAGGUGCUGUCCAAGGAUUCGGUGACAGUGACUGUGGACGCUGUGGUGUAUUAUCGCAUCAGUGAUCCCCUAAAGGCGGUCAUUCAGGUGUCCAACUACAGCCACUCAACCCGCCUACUCGCCGCCACCACGCUCCGGAACGUCCUUGGCACCCGCAAUCUCUCCGAGCUGCUAACGGAACGCGAGACCAUCUCACACACCAUGCAAAUGUCCCUCGACGAGGCCACCGAUCCCUGGGGCGUCAAGGUGGAGCGUGUGGAAAUCAAGGAUGUGUCGUUGCCCACGGCAUUGCAACGCGCCAUGGCCGCAGAGGCGGAGGCGGCACGUGAGGCACGCGCCAAGGUUAUUGCAGCCGAGGGUGAAAUGAAAUCCUCACGAGCACUUAAGGAGGCCUCCGAGAUCAUCUCGGCCAGUCCAUCGGCUCUGCAGCUGCGCUAUCUGCAAACACUGAGCAGCAUUUCGGCCGAGAAGAAUUCGACAAUUAUCUUUCCACUGCCCAUGGAGCUUCUGACACCCUUUCUCAACUCGUCCGCAAAUCUAUCAGCUGCUGCUGCCCUCCACCCACCCCCUGCGCAUCGACAUCAGCACCAUCAGUGACGGUCGAUGUCGGUGCUGCAGCCAUAUCUGGAGGCACUGCGUCUCUGCGAGCUGCGGCACGAGUGGAAUAACAGUAAUGACCAUGGCGAUGAUGAUGAUGGUGUGGGCUAUUUAUUGUAA